Staurois parvus is the source of this 265-nucleotide messenger RNA. The record is from the annotation of a GenBank genome assembly. Lineage: Eukaryota; Metazoa; Chordata; Amphibia; Anura; Ranidae.
UUUAUUGAUUACUGCUGCUGAAUGCUUCCACCUGACAGGGCUAAUGCAGGCCAUAGAUGGGUCGAAAAUCGGCUGAUUUUUCGGCCAAAAAUAAAAUCGGCCAAUUUUCGGAUCGUUAGUGGGCUAAUUGUUCGGCCGUUUUUUGGUAUUUUGGCAGAUUUUUUUUAUCGGUAAAGUUGGAAAAAAAAUCGGCCGAUUUUCGCGGCAAUGAUGGGCAAAUCGGCUGAUCUUUUUACCGAUAAAAAAAUCUGCACAUGAGCAGUGA